AUGCUGUCUUACCAUGCUAGUUUUUCGGAUCCCCAGCUGCCGCCCUCACCGCCAUCAAGUCUGCAGAGUGAUAGGACUCUCGAUGAGCUGGUAGCAGCGAGACGCAAAACCUCUCAUGACUUUCGCGUCGAUCCGAAUUACAGUAGCAGCAGCGAACUCUCUGAGGGCAGCUUCGGCGAACAUGCUGAAACCAAAAUCUCUUAUCUUGAUCUUCGUCAAGUUCCUGAAGCAAUCGAACACGCAUGGGACACAGGGAGGUUGCCGAAUUGGAUACUCAAUUUUCCUAAUUUACGCAUUUUAAGAGCGUCUAGUAUGGGAAUCACGGUAGUUGAUGACUGGGUGACGCACUUGAAGCAUCUGGAGGUUCUAAUUCUGGACCAGAAUCAAAUCAGUACAUGGCCGGUGCAUUUAGUGGGACUGAAAACCCUCAAGGCACUCUUCCUUGACGGCAACCCUUGCUUGGAGAAUAUGUUUAGCAAGUCGGCGUCCUUCCGCAUCGCUUUUUUCGGUAGCCUAGCAGCAAGACCGCCAAACCUGGCAAGCUUGCCUGACAGUUUGAAUGGCCCAGAAUGGACCCCGUCUACAACUGUCAGUCGUCCUUCUCACUCUCAAAGAUCUAAUCGAACCGGUUAUUAUUGCGGGGGUAUCUACACACUAGCGUGCCCACAAAACAAAGGCGACGACCUCUUAACACCGCUUUCUCCAUGUCCAUUGCAGCAACGUAUCAUGAGCCACAUCUCACCGUUGCCACCUUUUCGAGACACGGGAAGCCAGGUAAUGCUUGUAUACCCUCCAAACCUUGAAGUGACUUUCGAGGCGCAAAGAGGCUCUCAGCUAGUGAUCGAAUUGCUCCAGGACAUUGCAAUUCUUUUGGGUAAAAAAGAUCUUAAUUAUGUCGAUUGCGGGCUGGCCUGUUUGGCUCGGACUCCUUGUUGUGAUCUGAGUAUGAAGAACAUGAUCAGCAGAACCAAGGCGUUUAAACUCCAGGAGGGCCUUUUCAUUGGCCAACUGAGCGAGGUUGUGUACUUGUUUUUCCGCAGUCGUAUCAAGCCAUUCUAUGCUGCUCGAAUCCAGAAGAUUUUCUGCGGCUUUAACGAACUCUAUCUGUUUCAUCGUGGAACAUGUUUGCCCCUCCUCAAAGAGAUCUUGAAAAACUUAGAGUCCGGUGGUCCAGUUCCAGAGAGUAUCAAUGAAGGUGUAGAAGCGUUUUGCAAGGAAUACGCUAAAUGUGGCUUGAGUUUUGUAGCCAGCAACACUAAACUCUUUAGUUGGAGUCGCGAUGUUGCCCAGGGCGGCAGCGUUGAAGGCGGCAGGUUCUCUGAAUGGAUUGAAGCACAGGAGCAAAAAGAAAUGCAUACUCUCCCCAGCUGCCAGAACUAUCUGGCUCUCCCAAUUAUUCGACUCAUGGAGUACAACGAUUAUUUUACUAUCCUUGCCCGCAUGUGUCCUGCCUAUGGUAAAUUAGCUGCCAUGAUACGGCAGACACGCGAACAGGUUAUCUCACAGCUCCAAAAUACACGGCGGGAGCUUCAACAGGCCGCAUUAGCGUUUAUUUACGGUUGUGAUUCCAGUGUAUUUUGUGAUUAUCACUGGGAUGCUCUAGUUGAUCUUCGAUCUCGGACAUAUCUUGAUCGCCCGAAAUACGAACCUGUAACGGCCGAUGUACUUGAUGGGAGGCCAGGAAAGUCGAUGACUAGGUCGGUUGUCAAAGAAAUAUUCAACCAGGGUGAGCGGCAACUAAGAAUAAUUAUGUGCGGUAGAAAGUUACAGCUUUGGGAUCACAAGCUGAAGAGCCAUAUAACCACCAUCUCGAUUGAAGACUUUGAGGCUGGGAUUCAAAAAGACGCCAAUGGAUUUCAAUUAAUUCGAGCCAUGUUUCGAAAUGUCGACGAGUUGUGGUUGUUUAAGCUCUCAGAGUACCACAGUGUUGAGAACUUUACAGGUGAUAACACCACGGCAUUCCUGACUGCUGUGCAGCUCCAGUCUAUGCCGAUCUGCUGCUCCCACGAAACUGAACAGCCUCCUUCAGAGUCUGCCAUGGACUGUUCAGAUCUGAUUGUGCUGGGCUUCAAGGACGCCGACAACCUGCUGGGUCGGCUGAUGAACUUUUCAGAUAACCGCACAAAACUUCCUACAUCAAAGCUAUCACAUCAAUAA
Wickerhamiella sorbophila is the source of this 2157-nucleotide messenger RNA. RefSeq lists its product as hypothetical. The transcript has a single exon. The record is from RefSeq and is a predicted model, not a curated record. NCBI's taxonomy places the organism in Eukaryota, Fungi, Ascomycota, Dipodascomycetes, Dipodascales, Trichomonascaceae. Gene Ontology annotation, molecular function: protein binding. Bases 1 to 2157 code for a protein of 718 amino acids.